This is a messenger RNA of Daucus carota subsp. sativus, 1851 nucleotides long. Its product is annotated as E3 ubiquitin-protein ligase RGLG2. The record is from RefSeq and is a predicted model, not a curated record. Bases 265 to 1599 code for a protein of 444 amino acids. The transcript is spliced from 12 exons. Gene Ontology annotation, molecular function: ubiquitin-protein transferase activity. Gene Ontology annotation, biological process: protein ubiquitination. NCBI's taxonomy places the organism in Eukaryota, Viridiplantae, Streptophyta, Magnoliopsida, Apiales, Apiaceae. Gene Ontology annotation, cellular component: nucleus.
UCCUCAUCAAUUAAUCAUUCAAGCUUUGUAAUUUCCAUGUGCCAUCCUCAACUCCUCAAAGCAGUCCCACUUUUCUGUCAACUUUAAUCACUAUCCUCACACAUUACAUAUAAUAAUUUAUAAUUUUAACUUAUAAGUUGAUCCAAAAUUAAACAAUCUGUUAGAAGGUAAAAAAUAUUUUAAAAAAUGAAGAACAGUUUCUUUCUUUGCAUCUCAGGAGAUCUGUUGGGGUUGUUAUUAAGGUUUUGAGGAUAUUUUGUAUUGAUGGGAGGAAGAAGUUCGAAAGAGCAGAGCUAUAGGCAGAGUUCAAGUACAAGGUCUACGUCCUCGACUUCAUGGAAUCAGCAGGAUUAUGUUCAAUCUCCAAGUUAUGCUCCCAGAGAGGCUUAUGCUUAUCCUGCUUACAAUCAGCAGCCAAAUAAUCCACCACCAACUCAGAAUUAUGGAGGUCGGGGUUAUGAACCGCAAAGAAAACAGCUUGACAGGAAGUACUCGAGGAUUGCUGAUAAUUACAAUUCACUUGAUGAGGUGACUGCAGCACUUGCAAACGCUGGCCUGGAGUCCUCUAAUCUCAUUGUUGGUAUUGACUUCACUAAAAGCAAUGAGUGGACAGGUGCAAAGUCCUUCAACAGGCGCAGUUUACAUCACAUUGGGGAUAACUUAAAUCCCUACGAACAAGCAAUUAGUAUCAUUGGAAAAACCUUAGCAUCUUUCGAUGAAGACAACUUGAUUCCCUGUUUUGGGUUUGGCGAUGCUUCAACGCAUGACCAAGAUGUCUUCAGUUUUUAUCAGGAUAGGUUUUGUAACGGGUUUGAGGAAGUAUUGAGUCGGUACAAGGAAAUUGUCCCUAGUCUUCGGCUUGCAGGACCAACUUCAUUUGCUCCCAUUAUUGAAAUGGCGAUGACUAUUGUUGAGCAAAGUACUGGCCAAUACCAUGUGCUAGUAAUUAUUGCAGACGGACAGGUAACAAGAAGUGUUGAUACUGAGCGUGGCCAGUUGAGUCCACAAGAGCAGAGAACUGUUGAAGCUAUUGUCAAAGCAAGCGAGCUUCCUCUAUCAAUCAUAUUAGUUGGUGUGGGAGAUGGACCCUGGGACAUGAUGAAGGAAUUUGAUGAUAAUAUUCCUGCUCGAGCUUUUGAUAAUUUUCAGUUUGUGAAUUUUACGGAAAUCAUGUCAAAGAAACUUUCCACAUCGCGGAAAGAAACCGAAUUUGCUUUAUCAGCUCUAAUGGAAAUUCCCUCACAAUAUAAGGCUACCAUGGAGCUCCAUUUGUUAGGUCGUGCAAGAGGAAAUGUUCCUGAUAGAUGGCCCCUGCCUCCUCCUUCAGGCCGCACAGCUUCUUUCAGCAGCUCCAAGCCUUCACAUUCAACUAGUUUCAAGACAAGUUCGCCUUCUUAUAAUGCUUACAGUGGUCCUGCUAGCACAGCACCACCUGUUACAAACUCUACCUACGAUAACCUGCUCUGUCCUAUAUGCCUAACCAACUCAAAAAACAUGGCCUUCGGUUGCGGACAUCAGACAUGUUGCGAGUGCGGAGAAGAUCUCCAGUUAUGUCCUAUUUGCAGGAGUCAAAUUCAAACUAGAAUUAAGCUGUACUAGGCUGUCUCUCCUUCCCUCCAGUAUAGUUGUUUGGUUACCGACUGAAAUUCUUAAAAUUCUUUGUAUCUGUAAUUUGUUUAUUACUUGCAUUUGUGAAUUACAUAUGGAGAUUGAUGUUGCUAGAACCCGCUGUACAUUCCUUCUGUCAGAUGUUCACACUUGUGUAUUUACUUUCAAGUUGUAUACUAAACUGUUCCUUGUUAAAGGGUUCAGCUUAUAAUUUUAAUAAUAGUUCCCCUUAUUCUUUUGUUA